AUGGCUCGUUUGAUACCACGGCUUGUCGGCCCAUGCGUUCCGUACUCCGUUCUCCUGCCCAUCGGACUCGCUUCGUUCGUCACUGGGGAGGAAUCCAUGUCCGACGAUCGCGAAUCGCCUCUUUAUCAGUACGAGGGAGAUGUCUUCGCUCACGUUUACAGCAUUUUCCCUGGAUUUAAAGACAACAUCGACCUGCUUCACGAACACCCAGAGCUUCUCGAUCGCAUUGCGGACUAUCUCACAAAGGUUGAGGGCAAGGCUCGCAGCGAUGAUUUGAUGCGUCUCAAGCCCCUCAUCAUCAAGCUCGCCGGCAUACCAGAUGGGAGUGAUAAACUCACCGCUAACAAGAGACUCCGGGGCUUCAAAAAUUACGACACAGGGCGUCUCCUUACGCCGUACUUGAUGCUCGACGAGUUCGACAGAGAUCCCGAUCAAUUCUGUACGGACGGUGCUAGUGGCGACUUUCUUCCUCUCGGGCCUGACUUCAUCACUGCGUUUUACGACCUUCGAGAGGCUCAGCCCGGUGAGCCACUUCCCGGACUGAUGCGAAGCACUCUGCUCGUCAAGGCCUACAGGUCAGUGUAUUGCAGCCCCCGCAACGCCAACGUCGCAGCUGGCCAUGAACAGCCCGGCCGGGGGCAGCUGCCUCUGAUGCGGCAGUACAAUCUCACACGUUGUGAUUUCACGUUCUAUUCGAUUGUUUGGAUCGCCUCUCUUGUUCGCUUCUGCCUCACUGACGAACCGGAGUGGGUGAUGACGCAUGGGGACUGGGAUGUUCAAGAGUUCGUCGCUGCUAUGCUCGUCACCGCCCGCUUCAAGAAGCGGUGGUUGGCAGAUCUCAAGAAGUGGUGGCUGCCGAAGAUAUUUGGUGAAGAUCGCUCCAACUCGGUGGCGUACAGGAAUACGGCAUUCAUGCAAAUUCUCGACGGGCCCGAGGAAUCGGACCACUCGGACCACGAUGAACCGUCGAACAGCCGCCGCUCAAGCUCAGUUCACUUGUCUGACGAGGACGAGCAGCUUCAAGCCUAG
Messenger RNA from Epithele typhae, 1029 nucleotides. RefSeq lists its product as uncharacterized. The transcript has 7 exons. NCBI's taxonomy places the organism in Eukaryota, Fungi, Basidiomycota, Agaricomycetes, Polyporales, Epitheliaceae. The record is from RefSeq and is a predicted model, not a curated record. Bases 1 to 1029 code for a protein of 342 amino acids.